GCCCGCUGAACAUUAUGAAACGCUAAUAAUAUAGAAUUUUAAUUUAAAGUUAAUUGGAAAUUAAAAUGUUUACUUUGAUUAGUUUUUUAGUUUCUAGUUAGCAGCAAGGGGACAGUGAUCUAUAAAUAUGUAUAAACUGAUACAUGUAUUACUUUUCACGUCCCAUGGUCUCUGUCAAUAUGCUAUGAACACGGGUAUGCGGGCAGAUGUAACAUUCGAUGAUGACAAUGAAAGGUUUGAUCUUAGCAAUCUCAUUCGCCAACAAAAUGCCGUCAGGACUAAUGCUUUUGAUCCUCAAUCUUCUGAAGAAUAUAGACGAAUGGGCCACUUCAGAAGGAAAGCAAGAAAAAUGCCAACAAGCCAACUCAUUGCUAGAUCGAGAGAUAAGCUUUUGCUGCAAAUUCAGAAAGAAAGAAAAGAGCAAUUAAACCGCAUAAUAAAUCAAGCCUUAUAUCAACUACACCAAGGGAGAAGAUUUGAUGACUUUGCAUACCAUGAUAACAUGGAAAGCGAUGGCAAAAACAUAGAUGAUUUCAAUACAAAUUUAGAAAGGUUGACCAAUACUAAAGUUAAUACGGAUACAAUUAAUACCAGGCGCAAUUUACCCGUUGAAGAUGAAAAAAUACUUAUGCAUUACGCAUUCCCAGUUAAUCUAAGAGUUGAAGGUUAUUUAAAAACUCCAGUAGAAUAAAGCUCUGAAACGUA
Molecule: messenger RNA, 705 nt
Organism: Pieris brassicae (large cabbage white)
Lineage: Eukaryota; Metazoa; Arthropoda; Insecta; Lepidoptera; Pieridae
Exons: 4
Coding region: 128-691 (187 amino acids)
Source: RefSeq, a predicted model, not a curated record